AUGGACCUCCUCUCCGCCACGACCCCCGAACAUCCUUCCAAACCCCACCCACUCGAAGUACAGAGCGGUACCAAGCUCCGCCUACACAUCGAGCGCAUCCCGCCAACCAGCACAUCGGUCGUGCACAUCAGCCGGGCAAUUGGCAUCGCCAACGAGAUUCUGCUCGGUCUCUUUCCGGCCACCUACAAUUCCGAAGCUUAUGCUGAGGCAUUUGGCCGCUGUCGCUCGGUAUCUCUAGUGGUCGCGUGCGUGCGGACCUUUUUCGAAGUGGAGAGUGUGUUGGCCGAACGACACGCCGUCGACGAGAUUGCGCGCAAGCGCGCACAAGAGAUGAAUGAGGCGGCGCCGAAAAGUGUGGCCGAGGUCGGUCCGGAAGUUGUUAUUAACGAUAGCCAAAGCUGUUCGUCGUACCUCGAGCCGGGCGAGCCGACGGGAUUCCUUGGCCGCCGGGCUUCCGCUCCAGCUUCACCUGGCUUCCUAUCCCGCCGCUCCUCGCGCAGUCCUAGCCCACACCGCCGUGUCCCAGCGCCUCCCAAGUAG
Messenger RNA from Cutaneotrichosporon cavernicola, 540 nucleotides. RefSeq lists its product as uncharacterized. The transcript has 4 exons. Lineage: Eukaryota; Fungi; Basidiomycota; Tremellomycetes; Trichosporonales; Trichosporonaceae. The record is from RefSeq and is a predicted model, not a curated record. The coding region runs from base 1 to 540 and encodes 179 amino acids.